GGCUGCGGCUGCUAAACGGCAGCAGUAGCGUUCCUUCCAGUCGCUGCGCUGUAGGUAUCACGGGCAGGACGGCUGCUCCCGGCGCGCGGAAGGGACUACCGGGCUGGCCGUGGGACUCGAGGCGAGGGUGAGGAGGCCGAGGCGGGACAGUGAAGUGCCAAGAGGGAAAGUCCCUGCGCGAAACGAGCGCGCCCGGAAAAGGCGCCCCUCCCUCCACUGCCGUGUCGCGAAGUGAGUGUGGGAGGAAGACUUCGCCACCAGGAAUCGUGGCUUCAUCGUCCUUCCCGCCAAGAAGGGAAGUCAUCGUUCCUGCCCCGAGACUGCCGCGGCGCCGCUGGGCGAGGCCGCGCCUGCUGUGGCCUCUCUCGCUUCUGACGUGGAAGCCUACCUACAUAAUAAAAGAAAUUUCGAGCCAAAUAUUGGAAGAGAUGUCAGAGGAUUCAGAAAAGGAAGACUAUUCAGACAGAACAAUCAGUGAAGAUGAAUCAGAUGAGGAUACCUUUAUGAAGUUUGUAAAUGAAGACAUCCAUCAGUGUGCACUUUUAACAGAUUGGACCCCUUCUAAUACUGAGCGAAUGUACAUCCCAACAGGCCUGGAUAUAGAAACCCUUUAUCCAAGCUCCAAGGAAGAGGUUUACCUAGCUGAAGAUGCCUACAAAGAGCCUUGUUUUGUGUAUUCCCAAGUUGGGGGCAACCAAACACCCUUGAAGCAGCCUGUGAAUAACUGUGAUGAUACUUUGAUGUUUGAAGCAAGGUUUGAGAGUGGUAAUCUACAGAAGGUAGUCAAAGUGGCAGAAUAUGAAUACCAGCUGACUGUGCGCCCUGACCUGUUCACAAAUAAACACACCCAGUGGUACUAUUUCCAAGUCACUAAUACCCAAGCAGGAAUAGUCUACAGAUUCACUAUUAUCAAUUUCACCAAGCCUGCUAGUCUUUAUAAUCGGGGUAUGCACCCACUGUUUUAUUCUGAAAACGAGGCCAACGCUCAUAAUAUUGGCUGGCAGAGAAUAGGAGACCAAAUGAAGUAUUAUAGAAACAACCAGGGGCAAGAUGGGCGCCACUAUUUCUCUCUUACAUGGACAUUUCAAUUUCCACACAAUAAAGAUACCUGCUACUUUGCUCACUGCUAUCCAUACACUUACACAAACCUGCAAGAAUACCUUUCUAGCAUCAAUAAUGACCCAGUACAGUCAAAGCUUUGUAAAAUACAUGUCUUGUGCCACACAAUUACUAGGAACAUGGUGUAUGUUUUAACGAUUACUACCCCCUUGAAGAACAGUGAGUCAAGAAAGCGAAAGGCCGUGAUUUUGACUGCAGGGGUGCAUCCAGGAGAAACCAACAGCUCUUGGAUCAUGAAGGGCUUCCUUGAUUAUAUUUUAGGAGACUCAAGUGAUGCACAGUUGCUCCGGGAUUUCAUCUUCAAGGUGGUACCCAUGCUGAAUCCAGGUGGUGUGAUUGUGGGAAAUUAUCGGUGUUCCUUAGCUGGAUGGGAUUUAAACUGUAACUAUACAUCUCUCCUGAAGGAAUCAUUUCCUUCUCUUUGGCAUACCCAGAACAUGAUCUGUAGAUGGAUGGAGAAACGAGAGGUUAUUUUGUAUUGUGACCUUCAUGGCCACAAGAAAGAGAACAUCUUCAUGUAUGGCUAUGAUGAUAGUGAUAGAUGUAAAGCAUUAUACUAACAGCAACAAAUCUUUCCACUUAGGCUGAGCAAAAAUUGUCCAGAUAAAUUUUCAUUCUCAGCUUGCAAGUUUAAUAUUCACAAGAGCAAAGAGGGAAUAGGAAGGGUGGUAAUGUGGAAAAUGGGAAUCAGGAACAGCUUUACCAUGGAGGCCACUUUUUGUGGAUCUACUCUGGGUAAGAUCAAAGGCACUCAUUUCAACACAAAAGACUUGGAGUCGAUGGGAUAUCAUUUUUGUGAUUCUCUCUUGGACUACUGUGAUCCAGACCGAACCAAGUAUUAUCAGUGCCUGAAAGAAUUAGAAGAAAUGGAAAAACAUAUAAACUUGGAAAAAGUCCUUGAUGAUUCAGAUACUUCUCUGAAAGAAAUUACAUUGGAUCUAGAGUCUAGUAGCCAUGGCUCUGACAGUUCAGAAUCCAAUGACUCUCAGACUGAUCUUCUCAAGUUAAGUUCUCAGAUAAAGAACAAGAAAAAACAUCUGAAAACAAAGAAGGAAAGAAACUCUACCAUAGCAAGCCAUCAGAGAAGAGCAAGAGCAAAAAUACCUGGACAAGCCCCUUCCUGGCUUCUAAAAAGAUAUUUGAGACUAAACCCAUCUACUUACAUAAAGAAAUACAGCACAUCUUGGACACCACCCAGAAAUGCCCCUUUGAUAAGCCAAAGGACUCUUAUGGUAAGCUCCUCAGAAUGGCUCCAGUCUGUGUCCCAGAAGUCAUUUGAAAGUUUGUCACCUCUCAAAGGGCCCAAAAAGAGGAAAAAACAUUCUCGAGUCAAGGCCACAAAGACUAGAUACAUGAAACCUAUCAGCAGCAAAUGGGAGACUAUUCCCUCAAGUUCUGAGAAGGAUGCAGACAAGAGCCUGCAAACUGAAGAAUCCAACCAGCAAGACUCUAUGCAAACAGCCCCCCAUCCAACUAAAAAUACAGGAGAGCAACCAAAAAAGAAGGAUGGACAACCCACCUUUCGUUUGAAAUUGCAAAGGGACAAAUAA
Molecule: messenger RNA, 2669 nt
Organism: Eubalaena glacialis (North Atlantic right whale)
Lineage: Eukaryota; Metazoa; Chordata; Mammalia; Artiodactyla; Balaenidae
Gene: AGBL3
Product: AGBL carboxypeptidase 3
Biological process (GO): proteolysis
Molecular function (GO): zinc ion binding; metallocarboxypeptidase activity
Source: RefSeq, a predicted model, not a curated record